Lycium ferocissimum is the source of this 447-nucleotide messenger RNA. RefSeq lists its product as uncharacterized. Gene Ontology annotation, molecular function: nucleic acid binding; RNA-DNA hybrid ribonuclease activity. Bases 1 to 447 code for a protein of 148 amino acids. Lineage: Eukaryota; Viridiplantae; Streptophyta; Magnoliopsida; Solanales; Solanaceae. The transcript has a single exon. The record is from RefSeq and is a predicted model, not a curated record.
AUGACGCUGGACGCUAGACACUGGACUCAAGAGUUCGCAGCAAAAAUCCACGCGCAAUCAGCUCUACAUGCAGAAAUGCAGGCCCUUGUUAAGGGAUUGGAACUUGCUUACACGCAUAACUUGUUUCCCAUUAUAAUGAAAGCCGACACCCAGGUAUUAGCUACAUAUAUUAAAAAAGGGACAGCAACAAUGACUCACACGAACAUACUUUAUGAUUGCAGGUUUCUAAUGACAACAAUGGGGGGAACUCCGAUAAACCACAUCUAUAGGGAAAUGAACUCAGUGACACACAAAUUGGCUGAUAUUGCAGCAAAUCUGGAUGAUGAUAUGAUAGGAAAAUCAUUAUUUUGGGAUACUCCCCCUAUUUCAGUUAAUCCUAUGUUAGACAAAGACAUUUUAGAGAUAGCAUCGUUUAGAUCUAUCUCCCUUAUGCUUUCCGCAAUUUAG